UCCCGGCGGGUCGCAGUCGCAGCUGCGCAGCUGCCACGGUGACUGCUCGCGCUGCGGAGUGACCGGACCAACGGGAACAGACUCGCUAGCUAACGGGGGCUCGGUCGGCUCACGAGCAGACCGGCAGCACUGGACUCUCGACGCGAGCCAAAAGGAAAAGGCGAGCCGCGGUUGACCGGAGAGCGGUUCCGGUUCAGUGAGCUCGCGCGAGGUGCAGCUAAUGCGGAAGGAUCCCUCAGUGUGAAAGGUUAGCCCGACGCAGCGGACUUAAGGCUCGUUCACACGCACAGGAUGUCUCAACGCCUGAGAAACACCGAGCUCUGCGCGGACUGCAACGUUCCAGAACCCCGCUGGGCCUCCGUGAGCAGAGGGGUUCUGGUGUGUGACGAGUGCUGCAGCGUCCACCGGAGUCUGGGCCGACACAGCUCUCAGGUCCGCCACCUGACGCUCACGCCGUGGCCUCCCACGCAGCUGCAGAUGGUUCAGACUUUAUACAGCAAUGGUGCAAAUUCCAUCUGGGAGCACUCUCUCCUGGACCCGGCGUCUGUGCUGAGUGGGAAACGCAAGGCCGGCCCUCAGGACAAGCUGCAGUGUCCCAAAAGUCCAAACAAAUCAGAGUUCAUAAAAGCCAAAUAUCAAAUGCUGGCGUUUGUGCACCGCAUGCCUUGCCGGGAGGACGACAGCUCGACAGCCAAGGACUUGAGCCAGCAACUUCACUCGAGCGUCCGCACCGGGAACCUGGAGACUUGUCUGCGGUUGCUGUCCCUGGGAGCUCAAGCUAACUUCUUUCACCCGGAGAAAGGGAACACGCCCCUGCACGUGGCUGCCAGAGCAGGACAAGCGUCUCAGGCCGAACUGCUGGCGGUCUACGGAGCCGACCCCGGAGCCCCGGACAGCAACGGGAAAACUCCCCCUGACUAUGCGAGGGAAGCCGGCCACCAUGAGCUGGCGGCCCGGUUGGUGGAAAUCCAGUUUGAACUCACUGACCGGCUGGCCUUCUACCUGUGUGGGAGGAAGCCAGAUCAUAAAAGCAGCCAGCACUUCAUUGUUCCACAAAUGGCUGACAGCAGUUUAGAUGUGUCAGAACUGGCCAAGGCAGCAAAGAAGAAGCUGCAGUCUCUCAGCAAUCACCUGUUUGAGGAGCUGGCCAUGGACGUGUACGACGAGGUGGACAGACGAGAGACGGAUGCAGUGUGGCUGGCGACACAGAACCACAGCUCUCUGGAGACGGAGGCCCCGGUGGUGCCCUUCCUCCCUGUGAAUCCAGAGUACUCGUCCACACGGAACCAGGGAAGACAGAAGCUGGCGAGAUUUAAUGCACAUGAAUUUGCAACUCUUGUGAUCGACAUAUUAAGCGAUGCAAAGCGCAGACAACAAGGGAGUUCAAGAGCCAGUCCCAAAGACGACGUGGAGGUCAUCCUGAAGAGCGUGGCGGUCCGGCAUCGCAGGGACAGCCAGGAGAACGACCAGCCCGACUACGACAGCGUGGCGUCGGACGAGGACGCGGACCACGAGCUCCCCUCCAGUCCAGGAGACGGGACGAAGAGACUGGACUCUGACCUCUCCGACGGAGGCGUCACUAUGCACGAAUACAUCGAGGUGAAAACCGCGCUCUCUGCCUCUGAAGCCAAGAUCCAACACCUCAUGAAAGCCAACAACCACCUGAGCGAUGAGCUGAGGCUGAUGCAGAAAAAGCUGCUCGCUCUGCAGAGCCAGAACUCGUCUCUCAGGCGGCGCGGCCCGGCCGAUAUCCAUCGGACCCCCGGCGGCUCGGACCACCCCGACCCCUCCGGCCCCUCGGCCCUGAAACGCCGGCAGUCUGCCAGCCGGCCCGUGUCCAUGUAUGAGACGGGCCUGAAGCCCUACCUCCUUAAAGGGGAGGCGCUCUGCCCAGAGGAGGCUCUCCCCGCCCUGCACCCCCGCCCUGCUCAUGCCUCACAGUCACAGAAGCAGAGCAGCAUGCCGGAAAGUGACUAUGACAACACAUUCAAUGAAUCUGAGAUGGAAGAUUCGGGUGUGUGCAGGAGAGGGAGGCUGAGGAGCAGCGCCUGGCUGGGGGAGGGCAGCUCCAUCCCCGAGCUGGAGGAUCUGGAGAUGGAGUCGGACUCCACGCUGCCCAGCACAGAGGACGUCAUCCGCACAACGGAGCAGAUCACCAAGAACAUCCAGGAGCUGCUGCGAGCCGCUCAGGACAACAAACACGACAGGCCGUGUGAGCGUGAAGGCGUACGCCGGCUCAGGCACAGCCUGGGAUGUUUCAGCACCCUGGUGCCCUGGGCCGAGAAGGCCCCCCCUCCCCUCCAGCUGCUCAGCCUGCCGUCCCCUGACUCCGCCUCCUGCUUUAUACCCUGUUCAGAAAGAAUACAUGUGGCUGUAACGGAAAUGGCUGAGCUCUUCCCCAAGGUAUGGGAACAAAAGCUGCGCUCAGAGACUGUGCGAGGCUCCCUGCGCUUGUUGACCUCCAGCGCGUCCCGGCUUCAGAGCGAGUGCAGGAAGGCGUUGCCGUGCGAGGGCAGCCCGUCCCCGGACAUGCAGCUGGUCACCCAGCAGGUUAUCCAGUGUGCUUAUGACAUCGCCAAGGCCGCCAAGCAGCUCGUCACCAUCACCACAAAGGAGAACACCAACUGACAGCAGGGGCUGCUUCUCAGUUGUUUUUAAAUAUGUUUUGUAAUGAUUUUUGGGGUAUUAGCAGUGCAUGCAUGCAUCUUUUUUUAAAUAUAUGAAUAAAUAUUUAAAGCCA
Molecule: messenger RNA, 2740 nt
Organism: Pseudoliparis swirei
Lineage: Eukaryota; Metazoa; Chordata; Actinopteri; Perciformes; Liparidae
Gene: git2a
Product: G protein-coupled receptor kinase interacting ArfGAP 2a
Exons: 20
Coding region: 292-2628 (778 amino acids)
Biological process (GO): regulation of ARF protein signal transduction; brain development
Molecular function (GO): protein binding; GTPase activator activity
Source: RefSeq, a predicted model, not a curated record